AUGGCUCAAGACACACGUCUUGUUUUCCCAGGUGCUUCAAACAUCUUUUCAACAUUUGAACUAGGUAGGAAGGACCGAACCGGUAUGUUUGAAAUAUCUCAUGAUCACAUCCUGCUGGACAGGGAGCGUCUUGCAACGAAAUUGUCCGCAAUGCCCAACACCGGGUUAAGAGAAGACUUCUUAGACAUGUCGGGCUACAAUGGCUUCCAUUCCCUUGUUCCCAAUCAUUCUCCAUCGGCUACCAGCGGAUCCGAUCAUUCUGUCUCGGUCUCGCCGCCCAGCUUCGCCAACCACGAGCACCCAAAUCUUUCCGAUCACGCAAACAAUAACAUCUUCCCCGAUGAUGAUGACCUGGAGGACGAUAGUUUUGAGAGUGUUGGAAUGCCUUCAAACAUUUAUCCUACCUUUCAUUCUCAUGCUCAGAAGAAAGAUUCAAAGAUGAAUUCUCAAGCUAGCAGACUCAAAAAUUCUACGGCCGAGCGUCGUGCGACUCACAAUGCUAUUGAACGUGCCAGGAGAGAGUCUCUUAACGGCCGAUUUCUUGAACUGGCUCGUGCGUUACCUACCAUGGGAAACGUAAAACGCCCGAGUAAGAGUGUGAUUGUCAACAAGAGCUUGGAAUGGAUAUCCGAAUCACAGAUGCGCGAAUUUCAUUUGAUCAGGGAGAACAACUAUUUACGAGCUCAGGUCAAUGAGCUGCGAUCUCAGCUUCGACUCAGCCCUCUACCUCCAAUCAACUAUGGGGAUCCGGUACACAUGCAGCCCAAAGCAUAUCACCCUUACAGAACACCCAAUAUGUUCCCGUCGAAUCACCCGAUCGGCCUUCCUCUCGCUUCACCUGUGCCACAUGUCGGUAGCCAUCCAACUGCACCUGCUCCCUUAUCCGUGAAUGAAACCGCUAUAGAAAAGCCGACUGUCGAUAAACUUUCGCAGCCUUCAUCGCUACCGAUCAGUCCGACUUUCAACUUUGCCCACAAGGAUACUUACACACAUACCACCAAUCAAGCGAUCCCACCUUUUGAUCAUCAGCAACAACGGACUCACUCCUAUCCCACCUUUGCUCCCCACCUGCCGCUCGUCACUUCUCCCAAUCAAGUGGCUCAUGACACAGUCGGUUUAAGUUAUGAACAACAUCAACAUGUUCCUCAGGUUGGGCCUGCUGCGCUCACGCCUUUUCAAUCUGAAUUUGACUCUAAGCCAAGCACCCGGAGCGAAGAGACUGAUACCUCGAGUCCUACUAAUCCUCGCCAUCCGGGCGGCGAGAAUGACGGAGCGAGUACUCUUCAGCAAAAUAUCUGCGGGUUUAAUCCUAACCCAAGUGGAUCGGUCACCGGCACAAAUGACGGAGUAUUGGGAAAUACUGCUCAAGCGUCGUUCCCGUUGAGUAUGUUUGGAACCCGGAUUGACAGUGGCUCUACUGAGUCAUCUCACCCAAUGCCAGCAAGCGGUUUUCAAUCUCAUCAUCUCGCAACGCUUCCACCUACAGAGCGAGGUUCACUUGGUGAAUCGAUCGUCGAUCUCUUUCAGGCUCAUUCUAACCCUCAUAAUAUCCCCGAUCAUGAUCCCAAUUCAAGCUGGGCUGAAAAUGCGUUUGCUCCCAACUUGUCUAACGCGAGUGGUUAUAUCUUUUGA
Molecule: messenger RNA, 1632 nt
Organism: Melampsora larici-populina 98AG31
Lineage: Eukaryota; Fungi; Basidiomycota; Pucciniomycetes; Pucciniales; Melampsoraceae
Exons: 3
Coding region: 1-1632 (543 amino acids)
Biological process (GO): positive regulation of transcription by RNA polymerase II
Cellular component (GO): RNA polymerase II transcription regulator complex
Molecular function (GO): DNA-binding transcription factor activity; protein dimerization activity
Source: RefSeq, a predicted model, not a curated record